GGCAAUGCAAUAGCCUCCAGAGAUAGAGACAGGACUGGGAUAUAUGUACAUUUGCAACGCGGAGCUAAGGCAUUGACAGACUUUUCCUGCUGGAGCUCAACUGUUGGCUCAGUUUUUGGAUUUUCAGAGAUUUUAAUUCGCUGAAUUAAAAAUUCCAAAAUAAUUUUUAAUAUAAUGUUGUCGUCUUUCAUCACAAUGAGGUGUCUGGCUCUUGGCCUUUUCUGCCUGUUGUGCUGUAACGCAGCGCAGACGUACAGACGCCGCCCCAGACCCAUCACGGCAAGAAGCAACACAACUUUCCCAAUCAAAGCAGUUGAGAAUCCAUGUAAAGCCAUCCCGCUGGAUUUCAUCUUUGUGAUUGACAGCUCCAGAAGCAUCCGUCCCAAUGACUAUGAGAAAGUGAAGACCUUCAUCAUCAACCUGCUUCAGUUCCUCAAGAUUGGCUAUAAUGCAACACGGGUCGGUCUGCUGCAGUAUGGUAGUGUGGUCCAGCCCGAGUUCUCCCUCAGCACCUACACCACCAAGAGCGAGGUAGAGCAGGCAGUGACGAAUAUGGAGCACCUCGCCACAGGGACCAUGACGGGUCUGGCCAUCCAGUACACCAUGGAGACAGCCUUCACCGAGGAACAUGGAGCCCGACCAAUGAACCUACACAUCCCACGAAUUGCUAUGAUUGUGACUGAUGGAAGACCUCAGGACACAGUAGAGGAGAUUGCAGCUCAGGCAAGACAGGCUGGCAUCCAGAUUUUUGCUAUUGGAGUAGGCAGGGUGGAUAUGAACACACUGAGGGCCAUAGGGAGUGAGCCGCACUCGGAGCAUGUGCAUCUGGUGGCCAACUUUAGCCAGAUAGAAACCCUGAUCUCUGUGUUCCAGUCCAAACUGUGUGGAGGUUCAGACAUGUGUGAGGUGGUGGACCAUCAGUGUCAGCAUAUCUGUGUGAGUAGCCCUGCCUCAUACAGGUGCAAGUGCAGGGAAGGAUACAUCCUAAACCCUGAUGGCAAGACGUGCACAGCUGAGGACACGUGUGCUGUGGUGGAUCACGGCUGUGAACACAUCUGUGCAAACCUGCCUCGUGGUUAUGAGUGUCGGUGCCGUCCAGGAUAUCAACUCACCAUAGACCUGAAGACGUGCAACAGAAUAGACCACUGUGACCUGGGGAAUCAUGGCUGUGAGCACAACUGUGUCACCGUUCCAGAGUCCUACAUCUGCACAUGUAAAAGGGGCUACGUCCUCAAUCUCGAUGGCAAGACCUGCAGCAAGAUCGAUCACUGCGCUGAUGGAGCCCACGGAUGUGAGCAGGAGUUUAUGAGCACUGAAGACAGCUGUGUGUGUAAAUGCAGGAAAGGCUACACACUCGGACCUGAUGGGAAAACCUGCAAAAAGAUCGAUCACUGCGCUGAUGUCACCCACGGAUGUGAGCAGGAGUUUAUGAGCACAGAAGACAGCUGUGUGUGCAAAUGCAGGAAAGGCUACACACUCGAAUCUGAUGGGAAAACCUGCAAAAAGAUCGAUCACUGCGCCGAUGGCACCCACGGAUGUGAACAGGAGUUCAUGAGCACUGAAGACAGCUGUGUGUGCAAAUGCAGGAAAGGCUACACACUCAGACCUGAUGGGAAAACAUGUCAGAGUCUGGAUCUGUGUCAGACAGUGCACCAUGGCUGUGAGCAUCAGUGUGUCAGCACCAAUAAUUCCUACAUCUGUAGAUGUUUUGAAGGAUUCAUGCUGGCUGAGGAUGGGAAGAGCUGCAAAAAACCCGAGUGCAGCGAGGGAGUCAUGGAUCUUGUGUUUGUGAUCGAUGGCUCCAAGAGUCUGGGCCCCAACAACUUUGAGUUGGUCAAGCAGUUUGUAAACAGCAUUGUGGACUCGCUGGACAUUUCUAAGACGGGCACUCAUGUGGGUCUUCUUCAGUACUCCACAAAGGUACGCACAGAGUUCACCUUGGGCCAGUACUCCACAGCACAACACAUCAAGAGUGCCGUGAACAGGAUGCAAUACAUGGGAAGGGGCUCCAUGACUGGCUCAGCCCUGCGCCACAUGUUUGAGUCUAGUUUUUCAACCAAAGAAGGCGGCAGGUUCAACAUUCCCCGUGUCAGCAUCGUGUUCACUGAUGGACGAUCACAAGAUGAUGUUUCUGAAUGGGCCACUAAAGCAAAGAAUUCCGGGAUCACGAUAUACGCUUUGGGAGUUGGCAAAGCCAUCGAACAGGAGCUGAGAGAAAUUGCGUCGGAGCCAGAUGAGAAGCACUUGUAUUACGCUGAGGAUUUUGAAAAAAUGGCAGAAAUUACAAAGAAACUCAAGUCCAGGAUAUGUGCAGAUAAACCAUCUGAUGAAAACAUGUGCCAGUGUGAAAACAUGAUAAUGUUUCAAAACCAAGUCACAGAGAAGCUGAAGAGCCUGGUUCAGAAUAAUAUCCUUUUGUGCUCACUGCACAGUUACUAA
This is a messenger RNA of Pundamilia nyererei, 2439 nucleotides long. RefSeq names its product matrilin-2. The transcript is spliced from 13 exons. The record is from RefSeq and is a predicted model, not a curated record. Lineage: Eukaryota; Metazoa; Chordata; Actinopteri; Cichliformes; Cichlidae. Gene Ontology annotation, molecular function: calcium ion binding. The coding region runs from base 175 to 2439 and encodes 754 amino acids.